CUUAUUUUGAAAUUCAAAAUCCGAGUGCUUCCUGUUGUUAAGCCGUUGACUUCACAUCAUAUCCACUAAGUAGCCUGUCUACCGGCCCGCACUGAGCUUACUGAUGUUUCAGUCCACUGCAGGUGGUCAGACAAAUAAAAAAAUCAUAAUCUAACAUCACUCCUUCACUUAUGGAUCUAUAACCAGACGGUUAUCUUCAAUCCGGCAUGCGUUCAUCUCGGUAAGACUGUCUUUUCUCCAAACUCUUGUUGCAUUCCUGUAUUUAAAGAGUUAAAACGAGCAUAGUGAUGCUCUCUAAUCCUCUGUUUUGUAUCCGAGUUGUUUCUGUUUUCAAGUCAUGGUGUCAUCUUUAGGGCUACCUAUUUAAGGGUCCAUUAUGCAUAAUCAAUCUAUAUGUUUCUACGUGUGUGUGUAAUGACACCUGUUGAUGUGAUUAGAGGCUUGAAUAAGGGAUUUAACAUGCACAGAGAGGAGUAAGAGGACUAUUAGCAUUAUGGGACACAUGAUAUAAUCUCCUUAUUGCUGUCUUUUCUUGUUCUGCAAACUGAACCAACAACUCUUAAAGGCACUAUAAGGAGUGUUUUUUUUAACUGGUUGGGAAACAGACUCAAACUAAUACCAAUGCUUCUGUAAGGCUUUCAGAAAUAGUAUAAUUUAUAAUAAUGAUUAUUUUAAAUGCUGAAAACGCAGUGAGGGUGUGGAUGACAAAACCAGAUAAUUUACAGGAACUUUUUAUUUAGCAAAUACUCACAGUGAGUGCUACACUUCAUUGUUGACAUUGAUGUAUGAGACGAUAAUAAACAGAUAUCCCUUUGAACCAAAAGUUACUCACAGCAGCUUUAAUGUGUAAACUAUCCUCCGUUUACUCAAAAGCAAAGAGGGUGUGAUAUAUUGAACAGUAUCUAAAUUAUGCACCUGAUUAGAAAGACAAAAAUAAGGCUAUGGUCACACUGCAGAUAAAUUCCGAUUUUUUUAACCAAAUGUGACACAUAUCUGAUUUUUUCAUCGAAGUGUGAACAGUGCAAUUCUGAUUUUUUCAAAUCCGACCCAGGCCUCUUUUGAUAUAAAUUGGAUAUGUAUCUGUGACUGCAGUGUGGACACUUUGGCACAUUCAUCCGACCUCUACGUCAUCAAUAUGCGACAAACGUCACCAUUGUUCGACAACACAAACAGGUGCGGAAAGCAAUUUGUGCACUUCACAGACGCAUUCCGUUCACAUUAGACGGUGCAUUCGUUGUUGUAAUGUGAACGACCGCACAAAAAGAUCGGAUUUAACAAAAAAUCCAAAUUGUGCAUCAUAACCUGCAGUAUGAACGUAGCCUAAUUCAUCAUGGUAAUGAAAUCAAUCAACUCACCUUAAAGCUCCUGUGAGUAACUUUCAACUGAUGUUUAUUUGGCGCGCCCUGUGGACAGAUAACACCUCAUAUAUCUUUGAUGACUUCAUCCUGGACAUUAGUGAGUCCUAUUACCUGAAAAAAGAAGAUAUUCUGCUUUUUUUUUUUUAACAGUCAGUUAUUGUAAAAGGUUAACUUCACUAUGUGUAAACAGCCACCUUGACACAUACCCCUUAAAACUUAACUACAGGCAUUCCAGUCACUUUAUUUACAAUCUUUUCUCCUUUAGUGGGUCACAAGGAGGCAUCACUGUUAAGGUCCUUACACACCGGGGCCGAUGCGAAUAUAGAACGCGAAAUUACAAAAUAUUCAGAGGCGAAUUUUGAUGCGCUCAACUAUACACAUCAAGCCCGGUGCGAUUUUGCGACUUUCCGGGGGGAAAAAGACGCAUCCCGGGGAAGACCCGCCUCCUUUGCCCCUGAUUGGCUAGAAAAGCUGUAAACGUCAUCACACGCUCAAGCCAAACAGUCAGCACUUAUAGCCAAUCAGAGGCAAAAAGGAGGGCAGGACCUUCCCUCACCAUCCUACAGCAUUCUACAGUUCUGAUUAGUCACUAGUGUUGAGAUGGCUUUCUGUCAUGAUAGCAUGUACUGAGUCGGGGCCAGUACCAGAUAAGCACAUGAAACUAUGGUAACAACUGUUAGCUAACGUUAGCACAGAUGAAAGUUAAAACAAAGGCGUUUAGCAAACUGUUACAAGCACACAAACCAUCUUCAUAUGAGAAAUCCGACGCUACAAGUUGUCCUUCAGGUCGUUAUCUUUGUAAUAUUUGUGUCUUUUAUCAAAAAGCACUCUGUUCUCCGACACAUAAACAAUCAGCUGGUCAGAUAUGUCGGAUAUACCGGUGAAUCAGACAUCGCAACAACACGAAAUCUGAUUGAUCAGAAGUGGACACACAGUAUGCGAAACUUUAGAAAAUUCUACCGUGAUCCGAAAAAAUAAAUGCCGCAAUAUCGCAGGAUGGGAAAAUGUCGCUGAUGUGAACGCUUGUAUUGCCAGGAUACGGGUUCGAAAAAAAUAUUGUGUGAAAGGACCUUAACCUUCAGUCACUUUGUAAAAACUUUGAACAGGAGCUUUAAAUCAACUCUUUACAUAAAUUAGGAGUUCCUUGGAAAGACAAUAAUUCUCUUGAAUAAACUGUAAAAUAUGGUUCUUAUUCCGUACUGAAGCAUAAGACUCACAUUUACUUUAUAAAGUAUUAAAAUUAUACAAAAAGCAACAGUUAAUGCUAGCUUUAGAACUUUUAUGACUUCAAUAUUUCCCUCAUUAUCUAUCAGCUAUCGAUCCACCUGCUCUCACAAUGAUCCACAGUGUCAGUAUUCACCAUUGAAAAGGCCCAACACUCUAACUCCACCUGCAGGUGAUUCAACUGUUUCACAUUUGCCUUUACUUUAGCCGUCCAAAAAUAAAACCUUACAACACCUCUGCACCUAAAUCAUUACGCAGCUAUUUGUGUUCAAUGAGAAUGUUUGACACACAGUUUUGUUCAAUGCAAAAGGGGUCAGAGAUUAAAUUAUGUGUAUAGACGACUAACUUGUAAAGAGCUCUCUGCCAUUGAUUUUUAAUACAACCAGCAUGGAUUGACACACUUUAAUCAGAGCAGUUGGUGUUUCAGUAAUGUUUUCAACAGAAGAGGCCCCCUGCUGACUGACAGAUUGUCUUUAAUUAAAAUCCUCCCCGACAUGAGUGUAUGUGUGCGCAUUGAGAAGAAAACAUAGAGGGAGAUAAUAGAGAGCAUAGAGAGGAAGAGCAAAGCUGAUUUUAAAGUGAAACCUUCACACAAGUUUUUACACGAUGUCCAAAAUGCUUUUUAAAAAAACGUGUUUUUCAAAAGAGGACUUUUUUUUUCUACAAUUUGCAUCAUCUCCUGCUCUUCAUAAUGCAACUCGAACAUCAGUGCAUCAGAAUAGCAAACAAGCAUGUCCUUCUUCUCAGGUCAGGUGUAUCGUGCAAAAGAACAGCCCUCGUCUUGCCUCCAUCUUGGCCUCACCAUAGCAACCCCCCUCCUUUCCCCACACACACAGGUUCUUAAGCAGGCUUUUGGUUCUAUCCUUAGCCUCUUUCUCUCUCUCUCCACCCUCCUUCCCGUCUUCACCUCUCUCCUUAUUCCUCCUCCCUCAAUCCACCCCCUCCCCUCCCUAUGCGCCUGAUUACUGACUGCCAUUUUACCUUGAGAGCUGUAGAACCAGGGGCUCUCGGCUGCACAUCCAUAGCUUUAGAGAUAGCAACGCAGAUUCAAACAUUUGCUGACUCCUGGUCUGACUUGACUGGUCAGACUUGACUUGGAAUAGUCCUCUACGGUUUUCUCAGACCUCUUUGGACCAUGUUUCCUGAACAUGUGAGUAGUAUGUUUUAUAAAGAGGAAUUAAAAGGUAAAUUAGAGUUGUAGUUCAAGUGCUAAAACUCUUGCAACCUGUGUGUUUUAUCUGAUUAGGCUGCUGUUGAAUAUGAGCAUUGAAGAACUGCAUGUAUACUUUUAGGACUCAGCUUAGAGUUUAAUUGAAAGAUAACUUCUUAACCUUUCUAAUUUAAUCAUGAAUUUAAUCUAAAGCUACAAGCUGUAAAUUCUCUUUAGCAUCUGUUUAUUUUAAAAUAAAACACCCUCUCUUCUUUUGCUCUCUAACAAUGCCAAACAUCUUCAACAAGUCUAUUUAAACCCAGUCAAAAUGAGCUUCAGGAACUAUUUCUUCGUGCUUCUUCAUCUUGGAGACUAACAGUUGGUGACCAUGGCCUGUCUUGAACUUGUGUUUUAAUAUUUGGUAAAUUUGUUUCAAAUUUGUUGCAAACGUUAUAAAAUACAGGGCUGGUAUUUUAAGAGUAAAGUUGUGAAGAGAGACAGAGCUAAAUGGAUUAGGAGGCAGAGUGUCACGUUGGGGGUGUCUACAGCCAACAGCAGUGAUUUGGCCCCCUGUCUGUACUCAUGGGGCUUAAAAGCCCGCUAAGCCUGCUUUUUGUAACUUUUAUUUAAAGUCUGCAAAAAGAAAAAAGUUCUAAAUCAACAGUAUUCUCCUGCUAAAAAUAGCUGAACCGAGAACUGUUGAAGUAUCGUUUAUUCAGUUUUGGUGCAGCUCUUCUGAGGGAUUUUUGGUGUUGUUGCAAGGUUCAACGAGUUGUGCAUAUUUUGAUUAUAAAGUUGAGACCUAAUAAAUGAAAAAAUAUUAAAAUAAAUAAUAAAUAAUUCAGACUGGAUCAUUCAGACUGGAUGUUGAAAGAAGGGUAGGAAGUGUGGUCUCUGUCCUGCAGGAUUUUGCAUGAAAUUGAAUUAUUGCAUUUAUUUAAAUAAAUUUAUUUGUAAUGAUUAAUAAUUUAUUUAAUUAUCUAUUUAUUUAUAUAUAAUAUAAUUUUUAUUUAUUUAAAUCCUAUUGAAUUUCCUCUGAGGGAUUAAUAAAGUUCUUCUUAUUCUUAUUUCUCUCUAUAUAUAGCCAAGUGGGUGAAGCUCUGUUUUUAUCAUAACAAUACAAAUCCAUAAAGCUGUAUUUGAUCCCGCUAACCCCCAUCCAAUAGCAGCAAUUGACUCUUUAACAUGAGUCUGAUCCUGCUCAAGGUUUCUGCCUGUUAAAGGAAGUUUUUCCUCUCCACUGUAAGUCGCUAAAUGCUGCAAAGUGCUUCCCUAGUUUGAUUUGGAGGUGGUUGUGCUGCGAAUGCCUCUCCUCCUGCUGUUGCGGUGACAUUUGCAACAUGCUUACGUGUAAAGUAGUCCUGUUAGUAAAUGUCCUGUCCUGAAUCCUCUGUCAAACACCCCCGAUUAUAAGUAGUGACCUCAUGAGUGUGAUUAGAGAGCGCUUCAACCGAAAAGAAAAUGGAAAUAUAACCCAUCAAAAGCAUGGUAGUUUAAUCAAAUUCCUGUCCAUCUAAAGAGAAAUGCACUUCACUGCAUUCACUACCCAAAGUAUCAUCUGUGUAUUUGUAGAGCUGAUGAUACCGUUCACAAAUCAAAGUGGGUGAAAUUAGGUGAAAUUUCCCAGCAGACCUCUGUGUGCUCAAAUAUUUGCAGGUCAAGCCCCCAGCAAGGAAGAGGUGUGAUUAAACUCUGUAAAACCGUGUCACCCUUCUAUCUCUCUCAGGUUUGUGUGAGAUUGCAGUAUGCAUUCAGUCCAGACCGGGAUGUGGGAUCCCCAGCCCCCGUCUAAACAUGCCUCCCCAAUCCCCCCACAACCGCCCUCCAAUCCACACCGCCCCCAUGUGAUCACCGACACCCCGGCAAAGCGGAUCACGUUCUACAAAAGCGGGGACAGCCAGUUUGGGGGCGUCAGGAUGGCAGUCCACAAGCGGAGUUUCAAAUGCUUUGAUGCUCUGCUGGAUGACCUUUCCCAAAAGGUCAGUCUGACUCAGUCUCAGAUUUAUCAUCCAAAUAUGUCUCAUGAAGCUGACUGGGUCGGUGUAGCUGCACUGCUCUUUAUCUCUCAACACAGAUUUGUUUUCAGGGUUUUUGUUGUCCUAGAAGAGUGAAAAACUGUGAUUUUAUAGCUCGGGAAAAUAUUGUUUAGAUUUGACUAUAUAUGUUUUUUGCCUAUCAUAAAAUUUGAUGACACAGUUUUGUAUCCACACACAGGUGCCUCUUCCAUUCGGAGUGCGAACUGUGACCACUCCACGCGGCACUCACACCAUCAAACACCUAGAGCAGCUCCAGGACGGCGGCUGCUACCUCUGCUCUGACCGGCGCCAGACGAAACCGAUCAACAUGGAACUGGCCAGGAAACAUCCAGGCAUCUGGUACCAUGAUACCAGGAGACCACAUCGGCCAGAAACCUCAUCCUCUACACCAACUGGACAUUGGCCCUUCAGGCAGCGUCGGAUCCUACUGGUGAAAAAUAGUGAGCCGGGGAUAAGGAGAAGUAUAGUGCUUAGCAGGAGGUCAAUGAGGAGCCUGAGGGCCUUUCUUGAAGAGGUGUCAGAGGUCAUGCAGUUUCACGUUCGCAAGCUCUACACUGUAGAGGGACGCAGGGUAAGCAUUGGAUUCUUGACAAAGGCGUAGACAUGUUCUGUGCCUUUUUGUAUUAGAAACUCCUGACCUGAUUAUCUGUUUCUAGAUUGACAGCGUGCAAAGCUUGAUGACCUGUUCUGGGGUGUUGGUGUGUGUCGGCCGAGAGGCCUUCAGCCCAAUGCUGGCGAACUUUAUCAGGAAGAGCUCAGAGGAAAGACUGCCCGGUCUGAGCAGCAGGUCUCCUGGUCUUGGCCCUAGGACCCCUGGUAAUGGGGCCAGAUCUCCUGGUGCUCAAGGGGUAAGAUCCCCACCUCAUGGUGCUCAGUCCAGAGCCAGCGAGUACAGUGAAGUGCAUGAAAGCAGGAAAAACGGUAGGUGUAUAUCAGGAAAGACCUAAUAUUGUGCAUUCCUGGUUCAUAGGCAUGUGUUAUUAGAUUUAUAGCAUCCUUUCGUUAAAUACCCUGUAGGUUUAGGGUGAGUCCAUCCAUUACAACAGUAAUUAACAAGGUUUUAAUGGAGAAUUUUGACAUUAACAUAUGGUUAUCCUUCUCUCUUUUCAGUUAACUUUGGUCUGGAAACGAAGAAAAGCAUCAUUCACCCUCGCUCGGAUUCCUCAAACCGCUCCACCCGUUUCUCCCUGUCUUCAGACAAGUCAUACGGCAACGGUGUUAGUGCCUACUCUCAGGCCAAACCAGCUAUCAUGAAUGAAGACAUUGAGAAGCGUGUCCUGGUCAACAAAGACGGCAGCCUCUCAGUUGAAAUGAGGGUGCGAUUCCGCCUGCACCACGAUGAAACCCUCCAGUGGUCUACACAGAUUAAAAAAUCCCCAUCUCUGACGAAUGAAUGUUGCCCACUGAGCCAGGCUCAGCCUCAUUACUUGCAGCAGGGUCAGUCAGAGAGCUGCUCUGAUCCUGAUUCGACAUCCUACGAACAAGAGGGUGGUCACUGCCCCGGCCAAAUCCUGCAGCAUGCACGUGAUUUAAAUAGCUGCCCUUGCUGCUAUCAGAGAGCAGAGCAGCAGUAUGAUUUCUGGGAAAACCCGCUUCACAGCUGCAGUAAACCUCCAGUUCCACCACCCCAUACUCACAGCCACACCCACACUAUGAUGAGACAUACACACUCCUCCAGCUCUUCUUCAUCAUGCAACUCUCGCAGGGUGGUGCGCUGUCGAGCACGACUCUCAAACUGCUCCGGUUCAGAGCAAAAACAACUGGUCCAGGAGGAAAUGUGUGUGACGGAGCAGGUAGAGCGCAUGGUAGAGGUGGAGCAGGAUGGAGAGACUCAUGUGGAGGUCUGCAAGGUGAGCCGAUGCUCCAGCCGUAGUGAAGUCGUUGCCAUGGAAAGCAACCUACAGCCACAUGGUAGAGUGGAGGAGGACGUUAUGAUGGAGGUUGCAGAGGAACGGCCGCUGUCUGCAGUGAGCAGCUCCUCACGUGUUUUGCAACUCCUAAAAGAGGAUCAAGAUGAUGAGCACCCUACUGGGCAUGGGGAUGAGACCGAAAAUGUAAGCCGGGCAGUAUCUGCGGCCUCCUCCUGUCACUGUGGUGAAGCUGCUGGAGAUUCAACAAACGAAGCAGAAGAAGGGGAUCGAGCCCCCAGCUCCAAGCCGAUAAUCAGCAGAGCUUCUUGUAGAUCCAACAAAUCAAAGAUCCAGAAAUCAGAGGACAACGGAACUGCAGAUGAUGAGGACGAAGAGACAAAGAGAGUUAUGAGUAGCUUGUCUGACCACAGAGGACUUUCAGCAGGUUCUCUGCACUCAAGAGCUUCCAGUGUUUGUCCUAACUGUGGCGGGUGCAAACAAGGAAGUGCUUCUGCGUCCCCAAAGCCCGCUACACCUCUGUCUAGACAAGGUGUUGGCAGUGAAAACGAUGGUUCAGAUGUUUCAGUCAUCUCAACUCAAUCGAACAAAUCCAACCUCACCAACCACGGGCGUAUCUCCGCAACUUCACAUAACCUUGAGGACAUCGCAUCCGAGAGCGUGUCCAGAAUGUCCAAUCAUGAGACAGCAGAGAAUGAGCAAGAGAGAGCUUCCAACACUGGGUCAGUCGCAAGCCAUAGGUCAAAUAAAUCUCACAAGUCAUGUUGUAAGGAGAGCAAUGGUGCUACAGCAGAUAAUGAUGGAGAUAGGAGCCCCAGUGCCAUGUCUGCCAGGUCCAACAAGUCUGAUGUGAAGGCGAAAGAGGUAUCAGAGGGGGAUGAUGCCAUAGAGAGAGCACUGAGCGCCUUGUCAGCCAAAUCAGGUGCUUCAUCAAAGACCACUUCUUCAGUCAAGCCAAAUGUAGCUGCUGAAGAAGAUAACUCUAGAACUCAUAGUGCCCUUUCUGUAAAGUCCAAUACUUCUGCCAAUCCUGACCCGGUAGACAGAAAUGAUAGUGUUCUGUCUGCUAAAUCAAACGUUUCAGUCAAGUCUGGCACAUCUCAGCGGUCUAAAUGUAGUCACUGUGCGAGAGCAGAUAAACCGGGUAUCAAAAUAACAGGGCAGGAAGAAGAAAUGGAGACAGAGGAGAGAGCAGGGAGUACUGUAUCAGCUCAGUCUAAUCUGACCGCCAAGUCCAAGAAAUCCCACAAGUCCAAAGCUUCUGAAAGGUCACCUUCUCCCAGAUCUGAUACUGUAGGAGAUGAAGAAAAAAGGUCUGCCAGUAAAAUGUCGAGCAGAUCUGUUAAAUCUAACACGUCACUUAAGUCGACAAAGUCGUGCAAGCCUAAUGAUAAUACAGAAGAAGUCACAGCACCUCCUGAUGAAAAAGAAAAUGAGGAGACAGAGCAGAGGCCGGAGAGUGCAGUUUCCUCCAAAUCUCAUAAAUCCAAGGGCGAUGAAAACACAGGGGAAGGAUCUGAAAAAGGAGAAGAUGCAGAAGAUGGUGAAAAAGAGGAGGAACGGGCUGCCAGUGCUUUAUCCGGUAAAUCAGCGUCAGGGAAAUCACACACCUCAGCGAAGUCCUCAAAGUCUCAGAGGUCAAACAAAGAAGACGCAGAAGAUGGUGAAACAGAGGAGGAACGGGCUGCCAGUGCUUUAUCCGGUAAAUCGGCGUCAGGGAAAUCACACACCUCAGCGAAGUCCUCAAAGUCUCAGAGGUCGAACAAAACCACAGUGUCUCCAAAGCCAGAUGAAGUUGAGGAAAAUGAGGCUGAGGAGCGGGUGUCAAGUGCACUCUCAGUCAAGUCCAAAUCAUCAGUGAGGACCAGCGCCUCACACAAGUCAACCUCUAGCAAGAAUCUUAAAUUAGAGCCACCAAGCCCGAAUGUAGUCACCAUUCAAACUCCAGAAGAGGUUGAUGAGGAAGGACAAGAGAGAGCGCAGAGUGCUGCUUCCACUAAAUCCAUAAAAUCCAAUGUUUCCACGCAUAAGUUAGAUGGGACUGAUAUUGCUGUUGUUGAUGCUGCAGAUGAAGAACCUGAACCUCCAGCUGCAUCAUCCUGUAGCCCCCAAUCCUCUGUGCAGCAGCUGCUUCCAGGUCCUGGUGCCGGAGAGACCAGAGGGUCUAGUGCCUUGUCGGUUCGUUCCAAAACCUCCACUAAAUCUGGCAGAUCCAACUGUCGAUGCGGAGCAGCGUCAGCGAAAAAAGAAAAGGACAAAGAGGAGCUGAAAAGUGAUGGGGCCUCUGAAGCAGCGCAAAGUGUAAGGUCUUCCUCAACCAAGAGACAGGGAGGAGAAUCAGAAAACUCAGGAUCGGUCUCUCUUGGAUUGCCGGAAGACCAAGAAACAGCUGAUUCAGACAGCGGCAAAUCCACAGUUUCUUUCCACGUCAACACAGAGAGAAAAAGCAAAGUGAAGACAAAAAGUCCUGAAAACACAGAGCAGUCUUCAGGGAAGGACAGUGUGUUCGGAACAGGGUCCACUCGGUCUAGAAAAUCUGAUACUAAAAGCAAAGUGUCUCACAAGACUCCUGCAGUUGAUAUCCCAACCAUUGAAACACCAGAAGGGGUUGAGGAUCAAGGUGAAGCAGGUAGCAUGAAGUCUGCUUCAACAACGAAAGCUGGCAAUGUGAACGCCCCCAGGACCCCAACUGCAAUGUCAUCAGCGAGUGUUAAAAGUCGCAACAAAUCUCCUUCAAGUGCCAGCGUUAAAAAUGCCAAUGAUGCAAAAAGUAAAGUUUCAGACUCAGGGAGAAGUGACACUGAAAAUCCUGCAGAGAGUAGCUCGGCUAGCAAGACUGAAGGACUAGAAGAUACAGCAGACAACAGGAACGCCUCAGUCCACUCCAAGAGUCCAUGCUGUCUGAGGCCUGAGUCUGCAGCUUCGGCCCACUCUGGGUCAAAACUUAAAGUCUCAAAGGACGGUAAAGGAGAGGAUUCAGUCAAACUAGAAUCUGUCAAAAGAAAGCCCCUAAGGAAAGACUCACCUGUCAAGUCCUCGAGUCCCUGUCCCGUACACAGCUCCAAACCAUGCAGCAAAGAGGAGGCGUGCAGUGAGAGCACUCUGUCUCACUCACUGUCUGCUGCUGACCUCCUGAAGGAAACCAUGUCUGCUGCACGUCCACUUAGCCGACAGUCAAAGGCCAGCAAAACCAGCGACAAGACCAAGAGCGACAAAAGUGGAAGAUGCCAGAGAAGUAGGAACCAGAGAGACCAAAUGGAGACACCGGAACUGACACCUUCUUGUCUGCCCAAUGCCUCCCCGAAUGAGGUUGUGAGCGAGUGGCUCCGGAGUAUUCCCACUGACAGCAACAUGCUCCCACUUGGAGACGAGCUAAAUGAGGGAGAAGAUCUAUUAGAGAAGUCAGAGGUUGAGAAACCCGCAGAAGAAAUAUCAAAGGAAGAGGAGAGCCCUGAAGAUGAGAAAGUGGUGGAGGAGGAGAAUGAGGAGGCUAAAGAUGAAGUAGAAGAAAAAGAGGAGGAGGGUGAAUGUGCUGCAACAGAGGAGAAGGAUUCAGAUCAACCUCAGGUUGAUGCAGAAGAGGACUCUUCUCCACCCAACCCUCAAGUCUUGGGUACUGAGUCUCUUCCCAAGAACUGGCAAUCUUCAGCCACAGUGAUGAAAGUUCUUCUGAGCUCUUCUCUUGGUCGAUGUCGGAGUAUGCCUGAGGUAGGCCAAUGCUGGUUGACAUGGUUACUACAGUGUUUAAGAGUCAGAUCUUUAUAGGUUGUGUUUUAUGAAACUAUCUGUCUUCUCUUCUGUCUUCGUAGGUGUCUCCAGUUUAUGGUCGUCGGCUGAGCACAUCAGCUAGGGGACUCUUGGACUGUUUGGCCCAGCUUCAGCUCAUCGAGCCCGCGGUCAGCCUUGAGCGGCAGAAGCACAACCAGCCUUAUGAAGACAUCAUGGCGAUCCUUCAGUCUCUCUGGCUUGCCGAACCAGAGAACAUCCAAGGAAAGGACUCUGGCACAGAGCAGAUAAGUCCACCAAGGUCCUCAUCUGGUGUUGAUAUGAGCAGUGGUUCUGGUGGAUCAGGGAAGGAAAAUGAAAACCACUGUGAAGAUGAAACAAAUAAUACCAAAACUGAAGAGAAAGGAUCCUUGCAUGAAGAUGAGGAAGUGGACAAGGUUGAAGAUGUUGAAAAUGAAGAAAACAAGGAGACUGAGGCAGAGCCAGAAGAGGAAACCACAGAGCAACACCAGAUAGAUGUGGACGAAGCAGAAGAACCAGUAAAAAGUGAAGAGCAAGAUCUGGUUCCUCCAAGUCAAGACAACCCAAAAGCCACUGAGAAUCCCUCAUCAUCCGACAAGAGCUCUGCAAACAGCAGCUCCAAAUCUCGCAAUGAUAAUGACCAGGAGACGCUGGAGGACUCCUGCUCGAGCACACCCCCGACUGUUGUGCAUGCACCUUUGUCAAAAAAACUAUCCCAAGACCCUGAUCCAGUGUGGAUCCUGCACUUACUAAAGAAGCUGGAGAAACAGUUCAUGAACCACUACAUCACAGCGAUGUCAGAGUUCAAAGUCCGCUGGGACCUGGAUGACAGCCACAUCCUGGACACCAUGAUCUCUGAGCUGAGGGAAGAGGUGAGCAGACGCAUUCAGCGCAGCAUCGAACGGGAAAUGCAGAAGAUCCAGGGUCGGGCCGGCAGAGGGGGGAGGUCGCCUCGGCCGCCGCUGGGACAGAACCUUUCCAGGGAGUCCACGAUGACGGAGAAAAGGCGCCGGAUUUUGAAGGUAAUGCAGCCUUAAAUCUUUAUCAUCUCAUUGGGAGUUGAAGGCAGAAAAUAAUGUUGGAUUCAUUUUUUUAGGUCAUGAAGAAUCAGUCAGUGAAGACUGAUUCACUCAGCGAUGGAGAAAACACCGCCGACUUCAGCGACCAGCGGAGUGAUGAUGAAUACUGCCCCUGUGAUGCGUGCGUUCGCAAGAAAAUGGCCGCCCGGCCUCUCAGAACAAACCCGAACGCAGCUGAAGCCCCGGUCAUGAUGGAGUUUGACCUCCUCAAGAUACUGCAGCUCAAGAAAAGCCCGUCUCCAACACAUGCAGCUCCGCCACAAGCUGAGGCGGUUGAAGAAAAAGAGGAGGAGGAGAAGAAUUUAGAGGUAGUUGAUGAAGAAGAGGAGGAGGAGGAGCAGGGGGAGGAAGGGGAGGUAGACGAGGAGGAGGAAGAGGGGGAGGAGGAGACUAAAGAGGAUAUCAUACCUGAUGUUGUUUUAGAGGAGACAAUCCCAGAAGAAGAUGAGGAAAUAGGAGAGGAAGAAGAAGUGCUAGAGGCAAUAGAAGAGGAGGAGGUAGAGGCUGAAAAUGAGGAAAAUGGUGAAGGUGACGAGGUGCAGGAACAAGAGGAAGGAGGUGGUGAGGAGGGGAGGGAAGGGGAGACCUCAGAAAAUGGAGAUGUAGAGGAAGAGGAGGGAGAAUGUCAAUGCCAGUGUGCAACCAAUGAAGAGGAGGGUGACCAAACCGAGGGAGAGGAGGCAACAGCAGAGAGUGGGGAUGUUGAAGAGACUGGAGACAACACAGGUGAGGAUGGUGAGGAGAAAACUGGGGAUGAAGAGGAGAAAACUGGGGAUGAAGAGGGAGAUGGUGCAGGGGAGGAGGGGGAGACAUCAGGCAAUGAGGAAGGGACAGCAGCAGAGGAGGAGGUGGAGACAGGGACCGGUGAGGAAGAAGAGGUAGAAGGAGAGACCACUGAAAACGGUGAAGGCGAGAAAGAGGAGGGUGAAGUAUCCGACUCAAAGCCAGAAGAUGAAGAAGGAGAAACAACAGGAAAGGACAGUGGAGAAGAACCAUCCGGGGAAACGGGGGACGACAGUGACGCAAAAGAGGCAUCGAAUGAAGAAUCCAAACAGGAGGAGGAGGAAGAGGAGGAAGGAAAUGACAGCGCAUCAGCAGAGGCAGGAGAUGAUGAAGAAGAUGGAGAUGAUGGCACGAAAGAAGAGGAGUCACAUGAAGACGACAAGGGAGAGGAGAGUGGAGAGAAGAAAGCAGAGGCCUCAGAGGAGGAAACAGCAUCACCACAGGUAGGAUGAGUCAUAUGUGCAAAAAAGAUAAACUCAUUUUGGUUUCACUGCAUGUUGCACUGCAUGACGUCCAUAUAGGAGCUUUAAUAGCAUGCAACGUUAUUAACUGGAGUGUGGAAGAUAACGUUGAGAUGACUGAACGAGAGACUGUUUUGCUAUGUAGUUAUGCCAACUGGUUUUGGCUCCCACUAUAUUUAAACACGGCUGAGUUUCUGAACAUACACCACGGUUGAAACCUUCUGUACCUUAAAGAGGAAUCUGACCUACUGCAGCCUCGCCACUAAUUCUAAGCUUAUGGAGAAAGAUAAUCCGACUAUCCAAUUAGACAGACUGAACAAAUGCUCUGUUAUGUCAAGCAGCAACACCCGGCCUCCUCUGACAGUAGUGGGAACCGUCUUUUUAACCAUUUUCAUACGCGCCUUUUCUUAAAGCGAAGCUGAUAUUUAAAUACCCCCCUGGUGUUGUCUGCUGUUUUGUUGCUACCAUUUAGCUGUAAUUGCUGAUUCUUAAUUACCCCCAGCAGAACCUCGUUCAGCUAAUUACAACCGCUCAAGGAUAAUUUACUUUAUUGUUUAACCCUCAGGGCCAAGGUGUGACUGAGGGGGAGGAGGCCGACGCAGAAGACUCCGACACUGACGCAAAACGUCCAAGUGACACUAGUGUGGAUGAAUCGGCACGUGAGGAGGCCGGAGGCUCAGAAGAGAAAGAGGAAGAGGAUAAAGAGGAGGGAGUGGAAAAAGAGGAGGUAAAGGUGAUCAGACAUAAAAAAGAGGAUCUCCUCCAGCAGUUCACAAGGACCUCUGUGGAGUCUCAACCAGGCUCGUUAGAGGAUAUCGACACAGAUUCCCCCAGAAACCCGGUUCAGACUAUAAAAGUGCCCAAAACGACUGCAGCGGAGUCGAGUGGCGGUGGCUCAGGCAACCGGAGGAGCCGGUCUCCAGCCAGAGUGAAACGCCGUAAACCCAAGAUGAGUGAUGUUGAACUGGAGGACUUUUAA
Molecule: messenger RNA, 14685 nt
Organism: Xyrichtys novacula (pearly razorfish)
Lineage: Eukaryota; Metazoa; Chordata; Actinopteri; Labriformes; Labridae
Source: the annotation of a GenBank genome assembly